AAAAGAUCUAAUAUGUCAGAGAGAGAAGACGAGAUUGAUGAUAGAAUAGAGGAAGAUAACGAUAAAACUCAAGGCCAGCAAGAAUCAUCUUGGAGAGGAAAUAAUAGUAUUGAAAAAUAGCAUAUUUUACCUCUUCACAGUGACAUUUAUCUUUAUAAUCUUCUCUCAAUUACACGUUUCAAAUUCUUUCAGUAUAAACGACACAAUCCGAAAGGCCAUCAAUGAAAAUGAGAACCCUUACACCUCUGCUCAAACUCUUAAAGAGUUCUAUCUUGCUUUCGAAGAAAUGGUUUUCCAAAUCUACAAAGACAACAAUUCCACCAACUCGGUCCACAAUGUGAUCGGUACCAAAUUCAUAGUUUCAAAAGUCAGAAUGACUCAGAGAAGAAUAGAGAUGAAGAAUAACACAAGCGAAAUCAGCAAGAACUUUAUACCUCUUAUCUGGGCAGGCCCAGGAAUUAUAUACAGUGAUAGCAAAAAGAGUUAUGAGAUGACAGAGUAUUAUGCUCCACAACCAAUGGAAUCGAUCGAUACAAAAGUCGCCUCAAGCUUUUAUUAUAAUGCCAUCAUUCCUGGAUACCAAGAUUAUCAAGAAAACCUUUCUUACGAAAAGAAAGGAGGCUAUGUUAUUAAUAUAGAUGUCCAUAACCAACCUUAUGGUGAGGUAGACAACCAACUCCAACUUAUCGACGAGUAUGGAUGGCUAGAUGCUCAGACAGCUAGCCUUAUCAUUGAUUUUGCAGUUUACAAUCCCUACCUCGAAAUUCUCACGUAUGUUCAAAUCGAGUGUACAGUGAACCCGUCUGGGCGCCUUCUGAUCGAAAUCGACACUGAGUCGAUCAAAAGAUCUUAUUACGCAACUGCCUUCGAUGUCUUCCGGUGCGUGAUCGAGUUUGCAUUCCUGGCUAUCUGAGUUAUAUACAUCAGCCGCAAAGUGUAUGAAAUUUGGCAAGAAUACAAAGAGAUCCACAACCAGUUCUUGAAAGACGAAAAGAAAAAGAAAAUUCAGAAAGAAGAAGCCAAGAGAGCAGAAGAACUCGAGCGAGAACAGCGCGAUGGAGGCAGGUCGAUCGAGUCCAGAGACAAUGACCAAGUCAAAAAGCUUAUCAAAAUUGGAGACCAGUAUGCUCAGAAAGGAACGAGUUUCUUGUUCACAGUGUUCAACUUCAUCAGACUCGUGCUCAGAGGAAUUUACAAUUUCUUGAAACAGCCGACUAACUUUAUCGAUGUAGCGAACAUCAUUAUUCUCAUGUGGAGCAUCAUCGUUUGGAUCAUAUUUGUGGUGGCUCAUGGCUCAAGAAUAGACAUGGGGAGUGCUGAAUUCUUUGCUGAUCCUGCCAACAAUCAUCACAUCGAAGACGCUGUUAGCUGGUUCAAACUAUACCAGCGUAUUGUGUCUCUGAACCUGAUCCUGACCAGCUUCAAGUUUCUGAAAUAUCUGGGAAUUAUGGUGGAGAGAGUCACAGUGAUGUUCCGCGUGAUCAACCAUGCAAGGUCAGACAUCAUUUACUUCUUUAUCUUGUAUUUGAUUAUUUUCAUUUCGUUCACCACAACAUUUCACAUUUUCUAUGGGUCGCAAGUUGAGCGCUUCUCAACUUAUGGAGACUCAUUCAACACGCUUUUUCUGUACUUGGGCAGGAACAUUCUGCAGAUCGACGAAAUGAAGGAAAUGAGCUUCAACUUUACAGUGAUUUACUUCAUCAUCUUCAUCACUUCGAUGGACUUCAUCCUGAUGAACAUGUUCAUUGCAAUUAUUGCUUUGUCGUACUCCACUGUCAACAAGCAGAUGAAAGAAGUCAACAACGAGAAAAUACUCGAGCACACUCACUGGAGCGUAACCCUGUACGGAUACUACAAAUCUAUCAGGAAGUGGCUCAGAAAGCUCAGGGCCAAAAGACCCGAUAAAAAAGAGAAGGCUCAAAGCCCCCAUUCAGAGAAAGAGUCUGAACAACCAGAACACUCCGAAGACGAGUCUAAACAGCCUGAUGACUCAGAAGAAGAACAAGAUCAGCAAGAAGAGCCCUCCCCUGAAGAUGACUCCAACAAAGAGCCAGGCUCCAAGAGUGAUGAGGACUCUAAAAACGAGCAUGACGAGAUCGGGCCAGAAGACGUCAGUGUUGCUCUCGAUGAUGACAGAGUCAAAACCAAGAUUGGGAGCGACAACAGAGCCUUGUCUCAGAGCAAUCUCAAAAGCGUAUAUUCUCAAGCAAACUCAGACAUUGACAAUGAAGAAGAUGACGAUGAAGGAGCCGCAAAGAUCGAUAACAAAGAAGAAGACGAAGCCAUCAGACAGGAGCUUCUUAAAAUGGACUGGAACAAAGAGUUUUCGCUUGAUGACUUCAGAGAUAAGAACCGAGUUGACGAAGCUGUUCAAAGUGAAAGAGAAGUUCUGGAGAGCAACCUCAGAAAAGAAAAAGAACUUGGAAAGAAACUCUGGAGUCUGAUUGGCUACAUCUGUUUCUUCGGGUUCUUCUCCUAUCUUGCAUUCUCACAAGUCAGAGUUUCAAUGUUCAGUAUGUACAACGAUGCGCUCAAGAACAGUAUUGAAGACCCGCUUGUUUUGACAACUGAAGAUGUGUAUCAUAACAUCACACAGCUAGAAGACUUCAGAGAAGUCAGAGAGUGGAUUUCCAGAGGCUUGACACAAAUUUACGAAGUAUCAGCAGAUGGCCAAUACUACUUCAUCAAUGACUACAACUAUAUCAUUGAGGAAAGCCUGAGGUUCUGUUUUCAACGUUCAAAGCCUGAGACUUCAAAAGGGAAGGGACCGGUAUCUGCUGAGUGGGACAGAGGUUCUGGAGGAGUGGACACACAAGACUUUAUAGGGGACGCUUCUGGGUUCGAAUACAAAUACACUAGUGAUGGAUUCCAAGGACAAGGCAGUCACUGUCGGAUCUUCAACCUUGCCAACUACGAUACCGAAAAGACCAAGUUUAUCGACGACGGCAUAAUUGGAGACUCAAUGAGGUUCUUGUCAAUCGAGAUGGUCACCUAUGAAGCAUCAAACUCUUUCUAUACUUACAGUGCAAUUAUCAUCAAUCUCAAGAGCAGCGGUGAACUGAGCACAAAACUCGAUAUUGCGUCUAUUGACAUUCGGAGACCUCGGCCUCUGGAUGUUCCGGAAUAUGACAGCUGGUAUGACUGGAUCCGCACGAUUUUCGAAAUUACAUUCAUUGUGAUAACUUUAGUGAUGAUAUACUUCUUUUACAAGCGCAAGCGGAACAUCCUAGCUUUGUAUCAUAAAUGGGAGAAUGAAGAGAUCAACCACCUUCUCAAAAUACGCACUGGGCUUGCAGGAAAGCGUCAGCGCUGGAAGAACAGACCAGAAAUCUUCAGGAAAAUCUGGAGUCUGAUCGACUUCUUUACGAUAUUCGAAGUGGCUUUCUUUAUACUUAUAGGAAUCAUAUCAUGAGUGUGGAUCGUGUAUCUUGCAAAGUAUCAGAAACUAAACGAUAGUUACCAAGGCAGGGUAGAAUCAAUGUAUAAUGAGUUUUAUGAUGCAAAGGAGCUGUUCAACGACUACAAAAUCUUGCUGUCAUUUGCAAGCAUCUGCAUAUCAUUCAACUUGUUGUCUUACUUCUUCAUGAUAAAGCACACGUUGGCAGACUCGAAGCUUGAAAUCCUGUACUUCUUGCUGUUCUACAUCAUUCUGAUUCUGGGCUUUGUAUCGAUGAGCCACUUGACAUUCGGACCAUAUAUCAAAGAGUACCAUACGUUCGGAGACGCCAUGGUGGAGUGCUUCUCGAUCAUUCUAGGCGACUUCGACUACAUCGCUCUUGAAAACGUAAGUGCGACCAUGGCGUUUCUGUUUUUCUACAGCUACAACAUCAUCUUCAUUUUCAUUCUGGCGAACAUGCUGCUGGCAAUCAUGAACACUGCGUACAUCCAGUCGAAUGCGAAGAGGAGGAGGAAGAAGUCCACCAAGGGCAAACUACGGAUGCUACUCAGGGCAUUCUUCUACUGCUGUAGGAGGAACAAACAGGAGAUCGAAGACGAAGCUGGAGGCCAAAACGAAGACAAUGAUGAUGGCCCAGAGGGAGCCCAGAAAGGCCGAAAUAAGAAAUUACAAAAUAAUUACGUACUGAAUGAGCUAGGUCAGAUGAACCUCCAAGAACUCGGCAUCUAUACCAAAAACGAAGAAGAUUACAGACUUUGGGCUAUCAAUUGUGCCGAAGAGGUAAUACAAGAAAACACCGAGAGAGCUAAGCUAAGAGAAGCAUGGUACCAAGAAUUAGAAAAAGGCAAUUUUAGGUCAUAACUUUGUAGGUGAAAGUAACAGAAUAAAGACUAUUGAAGCAAGAGUGAAUUAUUGGGACUACAUGCGUAAGGCAAUACAGAUAUAUGAUCUACAAAAUGGAGUAAUUGAGCAUCAAAAUCAAAAAUUAAUUGAAAAGCUUGAAACUAAGAACCAUCAUUAUCAUCAAGAAGUCGAAAAGACUGAGCAAAUGUACAAGUACAUCAGUCUUCUAGAAGGCCCAGUCUCAGCAAACCUAAAGAUCGUUGAAGAAUGUAAAGAACUGAAGAAGGAUCUUGAAAAAUACGAUACCAAUAAUUUAAAACUGACUAGGGCGAAGCAAGAAAAGGAAGAAGAGUAU
This is a messenger RNA of Moneuplotes crassus, 4595 nucleotides long. The record is from the annotation of a GenBank genome assembly. NCBI's taxonomy places the organism in Eukaryota, Ciliophora, Spirotrichea, Euplotida, Euplotidae.